Messenger RNA from Miscanthus lutarioriparius, 1089 nucleotides. The record is from the annotation of a GenBank genome assembly. NCBI's taxonomy places the organism in Eukaryota, Viridiplantae, Streptophyta, Magnoliopsida, Poales, Poaceae.
AUGAUGAUGAUGAUGCGGUCCUGCCUCGGCGGCGGCCUGCCGGUGGUGGUCAUGCUCUGCCUCAACGUGGUGGCGGCGGUCAUGGUGUCGCUCGUCAAGGUGGCCAUGAACGGCGGCAUGAACCCGCUCGUCAUCGUCACCCUGCAGCAGCUCACCGCCGCCGUCUUCCUCGCGCCAAUCGCAUUCUUCAAGGAGAGGAAGUCGAGGCCGAAGCUGACGCUGGAGAUCUUCGCCUACAUCUUCGUCAGUGCGGCGCUCGGGGCAGCUCUGCGUCAGUACAUGAUCUUCGUGGCCCUGCGCUACACCACGGCCACCUUCGUGACAGCCUUCUCCAACAUCGCCCCCGUUCUCACUUUCCUCCUCGCCGUCGCCACGCGGUCAGAGGCGCUGGACCUCAAGAGCAGGACGGGCAUGGCGAAGCUGCUGGGCACGCUGGUGUCCCUGGCCGGCGCCAUGGUGCUCACCAUCUACAAGGGCGUGGCGCUCACCCACGCGGCGGCGGCCUCGCACCAGCAGUCCCACCGGCCGACGCACGCCGCCGCGGACGACGCCGCCAGCCGCGGCAAGUGGACGCUGGGCACCGUGGCCAUCCUGGGCAACUGCGUCUGCCUCUCCUGCUGGUUCCUGCUCCACGGCCGGCUCGCCAAGAAGUACCCGCACGUCUACUCCUGCAACGCGCUCAUGUCCCUGUUCAGCUUCCUCCAGGUCGCCGUCGUCGGCCUCUGCACCCAGCGCAGCAUCUCCCCCUGGAUCAUCACCAGCAAGUUCAACAUCCUCACCGUCCUAUACGCCGGCAUCGUCGGCUGCGGCGUCUCGUUCGUGCUGGUGACAUGGUGCAUAGAGAAGAGGGGAGCCGUGUUCGUGGCCGCCUUCAUACCGGUGGUGCAGAUCAUCGUCUCCGUCAUCGACUUCUCCAUCCUGCACGAGCAGCUCUACCUCGGAAGUGUGCUGGGAUCAGUGCUAGUGAUAGGUGGCCUGUACCUUCUGCUGUGGGGCAAGAGGCAGGAGGCCCUGCACUGUCCUCCUCCUCCAAAGGUUGCCGAAGAAGACGCUGCUGACAAAGAGCAGCAGCAAGUGCAGCACAACUGA